GGCUGGAGGUGUGGUCUCUGUGAGCUGGGGGGCGGGGUCGCUUGCGCAUGGGCAGGAGGCUCUGUUCCAACGGAAAGCGCAUCGCUUCGGUUGGUAGUAGUCGGUGGAGAGCUGUUACCUGCGCACCACCACCAUGUAUAAAGAAAAAUGUUCCCUUUUUGGAGGCAAAGAGAAAAGAGGGGAGCUGGUCCGGAGCCUGGCAUGGCAGCACCUGGUGAAGCAGGAGGAGGAAGAGGCAGUGAAGAAGGAAGAAAAGGAGGAAGAAGAUGAUGAGGAGGAAGGCUCAGACAGUAGCUCUGAUGACCCGAACCCCAAGCCCCCCUGCAUGCACCCAGACCUCCUGGAGCUGGCGGUGGAUCGAGAGAAGUGCCGCAAAAUCCGCAGGCAGUACCGGCAGCUCAUCUACACCGUGCAGCAGAACCGCGAGGACAUUGUGAACACGGCCAGCGACUCUCUGAGUGAGGCCCUGGAGGAAGCCAAUGUGCUGUUUGACGGAGUGAGCAGAACCAGAGAGGCAGCCCUCGAUGCCCAGUUCCUGGUUUUGGCCUCUGAUCUGGGUAAAGAGAAGGCGAAGCAGCUAAACACCGAUAUGAACUUUUUUAAUCCCAUUGCCUUCUGCGAUUUGCUGCUGGUGUUUGUGGGCUUCAAUUGGGUGGAAGAGGAGUGUAAGGAAUUUGGCGACUGCGAUGAUAGCAUAGUUCUUUCCUUUUGGGUCUUGUUGCACGAGGAAGCAACCUCCUGGAUGCUGAGAGCCGAAACGUUCCACUUCAUUUUUGGGUCAUUUAAGGCAGAACGUUCUGCACGAAAGCCCCGGCUUGGAUAUCACAAAAGAGCUUGCAAAAUGGAAGGAAGUGGAGAUAUGCCUACAAAGUUGAAGAGGCUGGAUGUGCAUGCUAAUCAGGAGACGACAGAAAAAGAAGUUGAGAGAAUCUUGGGAUUGCUGCAAACCUACUUUCAAAAGUACCCCGAUACUCCAGUGUCAUACUUUGAGUUUGUGAUUGAUCCAAACUCAUUCUCUCGCACUGUGGAGAAUAUCUUCUAUGUGUCUUUUAUUAUUAGGGAUGGCUUUGCAAGAAUAAGGCUUGACCAAGACAGGCUGCCAAUUCUAGAGCCAACUAAUGUGAGCCAGGUGGAUGAAGAAAGUGAUUCCUAUUUGUACUGCAGGAAACAAGGCGUUAUAUCUUUGAGUUUACAGGACUGGAAAAAUAUUGUCUCCACUUUUGAAAUUUCAGAGGCUAUGAUCAAAAACUCAUAUUAAAGAGUUUUAUUCAUAGCAUAUCUUGAGCUAACAUUGCAAAAUGGAAUCUAAACAGAGCACAAACUCUAGUAAAGUAUUUUCAAGAACAAAUGAAA
Mus caroli (Ryukyu mouse) is the source of this 1353-nucleotide messenger RNA. The record is from RefSeq and is a predicted model, not a curated record. NCBI's taxonomy places the organism in Eukaryota, Metazoa, Chordata, Mammalia, Rodentia, Muridae.